Messenger RNA from Trypanosoma theileri, 831 nucleotides. RefSeq lists its product as uncharacterized. The coding region runs from base 1 to 831 and encodes 276 amino acids. The record is from RefSeq and is a predicted model, not a curated record. The transcript has a single exon. NCBI's taxonomy places the organism in Eukaryota, Euglenozoa, Kinetoplastea, Trypanosomatida, Trypanosomatidae.
AUGUCCAUCUUGUCGUGCCGUGUGUUGUGUCUAUUGGCCAUUGUGCUCUGCUGUGUGGGUGUGGCUCCUGCUGCUUCACAUGGCAUGUUAUCACCUGUUGAGUUGGCGAAAAAGAAGGUUGAGGAGACUUUGAGACUGAAGGGGGAGUGUGAAGAAGCUACCAACGCUGUUACAGAGGCCGCGCUUGCAGCUCAACGAUUUGCUCAUAACACUGAGAUUCAUCUCGUAACAAUUGCUGCUGAUCAAAAAGAGGUGGAGAAAAGGAAGAGUGAAGGUCUUCAAUUCAUUGAUAAUACAACGAAGGCUGCAGAGAAAGCAACAGAAGUGCGCGACAAAACUACAGCCAGUGUAAAGGAAACUCGAGACAAUUCCAUUUUUCUUCGUGAAAAAGCUGAGGAGGCAGAGCAAGCAGCUGAUAAUGCAGAAAGCGCGACACGUGAUGCUACCAGUGCUAUCGAAACUGCGAAAACUCAUAUUAAUGGUGUGAAGAAGGUCCUGAAGGAACUCGACGCCGCAGUUGCUGCUGCCAAGGAGAAGGAAAAACAGGUGGAGUCUCAGACACAGGAACAGACAAAUAAAACAUCUCUUGAUGAGCAGCAAGGCCAUACAGAAGGAAAUAAGGCGGAGCAAACACAAAAAGAGAAACAAAGACAGCACUACCGUUCUACUGUUACUAUUAAUAUCCACGGAGAUAAUCUCGAUGCCUUACUCAAUGGUGCAGCGAAUAACAGUGGUAUGGCAUUAAAUGACGGCAGCAGCAGCCCUGCGUUACUGCGUGUUCCACUCCUGCUGCUGCUGCUCUCUGUACUGGGCUGCAUGGCCGUGUGCUGA